AUGCAGCAUCUUCAACCACCCAUCCCUCCCCAAUUCCUUCGUCUAGCCAUCGCCAAGUUCUCCCAUACAACCACUACCAUCGAUCAUGCCGGUCCACUGACCUGGAAUCAUAUCCCUGGAAAUGGAGAUCUGGCUUGCAUAUUUGAGAAGUUCCUCGGCUCCGGCCUUGUGCCAUCAAAGAUGAUUCAGAAAGUGGUUCGAGGUGAUGGAAUCCUGGAGCAGCUUGAUCUCGUAUUCUUCACUCGCAUGGCAGCAAUGCAAGCCCAGCUGAUUCCACCUCCAAGGUCACAUUUUGCUGUCGUUGUGAAGUCGCCCUGUCUUGCAGUCAAGUAUCCUUAUGGUGGAACACAGAUUCGUCGAUUUCAGAUCAAGUUCACCACAGAGCGUGACUACUUCACGGCCUUGGCUCUUCUAGGUGAAAUCAACUGUCCAUUAACAGAAGGCAAGAUACCAGUUCCAGCAAUGCAACGAUUUCCUUCGGUGUCGUCAUGGACAUCAGGACAUCUUUCUUCCAUUGUCCCCAGGACCACAAACACAGCGGCGACUUCAACUGGCAGCAAUGGAGUUCACUUUUACCCCACAGGGGCGUUAGGAUCUGGAGGGACAACACCCAUUCGAGCAUCAUCUCCCGCGAGCACCAUUUCACACCCUGUCUCCAGGUUGGGCCCUGUACGAACUCUCAACCCCCCAUCCCGAAGCAUGGAACAGCUAGAUUUCUUCCAGCUGCAGCAUACCUCUGCUCCCGCACACGCCUCAAACAAAGAACCCGAUCUACCAAGCUCCCAGCUUUCCACCAUAUCUGCAAUUCAUGACAUCGACCAGUUAAACCAGAUGCUCCCUCCCAAGAGGGACCUGCCCUUCUCAAAGCCAACUUCAAAGCAACCGCGCGCUGCAAGCUUGACUCGAACAACACAGAAGGGUUCCCAGUCAGCUCCGUCGCCAAGUUCUCAACCCACAGAGCCAACGAAGGAUUCAGAACCUCGUCCAUAUCUUCCCGUAGUCGAGUCUAAUACUCAUUCGGGUGUUCCCGACUCCGAUCCCCAAAUCUUUUCCCAAACAAAUCCUUGUCCCGAGCCCAGCCAGCCAAUAUUGUUCAAUGAAGAACCCCCGGUUUCGCAAAACACAGCUUUGAUCUGCGAAUCUGCCGAACAGCUAUCUCAAGUACCCAGCCCCCAUAACGCAUCGCACACACAGAAUAACCCAACAACCUCGAACUGUAACCAUAACCCGGUCAGCAAACCAAACGAGAAAGAUCCAGCCGUGACGGAAGACCAUCUUGCACGGUAUCUGUCUUCACCAACAACUGAGAGAAUUGUCUUUCUCGAGAACUGGAUGUGCGAGUUGAUUGACGAUGACAGUUUCAUGGCUCUGUGCGAGGACGUGGAUGGGACAUGGAGGCGGUUUGCAUUCGGAAAGAAGCAGUGA
Penicillium robsamsonii is the source of this 1425-nucleotide messenger RNA. RefSeq lists its product as uncharacterized. NCBI's taxonomy places the organism in Eukaryota, Fungi, Ascomycota, Eurotiomycetes, Eurotiales, Aspergillaceae. The transcript is spliced from 4 exons. The record is from RefSeq and is a predicted model, not a curated record. Bases 1 to 1425 code for a protein of 474 amino acids. Gene Ontology annotation, biological process: reciprocal meiotic recombination.